Pungitius pungitius (ninespine stickleback) is the source of this 2305-nucleotide messenger RNA. Its product is annotated as ras-related protein Rab-37-like. Gene Ontology annotation, molecular function: GTP binding; GTPase activity. The coding region runs from base 55 to 744 and encodes 229 amino acids. NCBI's taxonomy places the organism in Eukaryota, Metazoa, Chordata, Actinopteri, Perciformes, Gasterosteidae. Gene Ontology annotation, biological process: regulation of exocytosis. The transcript is spliced from 9 exons. The record is from RefSeq and is a predicted model, not a curated record.
GGGGGGGGGUAGGUCGGGCUUCUGUCAGCAUUGCGCUCUCCUCUUGCCAUUGCGAUGUCCACGAGAAAGACAUCGUUGACGGACCAGCAGGCUAAAAACGGAACGUCCAAAUACGUGUUGGAGAGAUGCGCCUCAGUUAACGAGUAUUAUGACAUCGCGUUCAAGGUGAUGCUGCUUGGAGACUCGUCCGUGGGGAAGACGUGCAUCUUGGUGCGCUUUAAAGACGGGGCCUUUCUGGGGGGCAACUUUAUAGCCACCGUUGGAAUCGACUUUAGGAACAAAGUGGUGGAUGUCGACAGCCUGAAAGUCAAGCUCCAGAUAUGGGAUACUGCUGGCCAGGAGAGAUUCCGCAGUGUAACACACGCCUACUACAGAGACGCCCAGGCGUUACUCCUGCUCUAUGAUACCACCAGCAAGCUGUCGUUUGACAACAUCAGGGCUUGGCUGACCGAAAUACACGAGUAUGCCCAGAAGGAUGUGGUCAUCAUGUUGCUCGGCAACAAGGCGGACAUGGCGGCGGAGAGGGUGGUGAAGACGGAGGACGGCGAGAAGCUGGCGAAGGAAUACGGCGUUCCUUUCAUGGAGACCAGUGCGAAGACCGGGGUCAAUGUGGAGCUGGCCUUCCUCGCUAUAGCGAAGGAGCUGAAGCACAGAGCGACGCAGCAGCAGAAUGAGCCCAAGUUCCAGAUACACGACUACAUCGAGGCUCAGAAGCACAAGUCGGGCUGCUGUGGCCACAUGUAGCCGAUCCGCCCGCUCGGAUGCAGAGCGAAUCUGGAUUGGCCCGCCGUCCCUUAUCCGAAAUGUGAAAUUUUUAAAUGUCAUGUGUAGAAAAUGUGUGUGGUCUUUGUGGUGACAGUUGCAUCAAACUACUAAGUCAGGAGUUGCACAUCUGAAAUGCAAUGUCCAUUUGCAGGGAGAAAACAGAAAACAUUGCUCAUCAAUUUAUUCUACAUCGCAAGCAAACAAGAAUUUAUUGGUUUUUGGGUGAAAUAUUUGGAGCCAUGUAAAUGGAGUAGAUCCGAAUAGUCCAUUAUUUGGGGGGGGGGGGGCGUGUAUGAGGUGUCUCCCCGGUCAGACGCAUUGCACAAAAGGUUAACCACACCGUCAAAUUCUUCUAGAAAAUAUCUAAACCUAAUAGAUGACCCAUCUUUUGUGUCAGCGUUUCUUUGCGUUUGUUAAUGCUAACACUUCUAGCAGGGGCUAACACUUGUUUUAGGCUAGCUAUAUUUGUAUAAUUUAUGCAGAGAUACUUUGACAGUAUUAAACUUGUGUUUUAUAGGAGUCUGCGCCUCAGAAAGCCAUCCAGUGUUAUGUUUGCUAGUGCCUUAGCUAAUUCCAGUAAGUUGCUAACACAUAGCUAACAAUACCUCGCUAACCGCAAACUUCUCCCAUUCCAUCAGCCUUUGAGUUGCGAACUGCGCUCCAGGUAGACGCCACGCAGAUGAGGUCAUAAGUCAUCCUGGUGAGGAUCAGCUAGCUACCUUUGUUAGCCUUCUAGCUGCACGUUGUGCCAAGUUAACGUCUCUUUGGCCUUCGGAGCCUAUUUCGUCGCGUCUCGUGAAGGACCCGGUCUCUUAAAAAAAAAAAAAUGAAUUCAAGAAUUAACAAGGCUUCAAACGCGUUGAUGAUCACAACGUAACCCAAAACCGCUCAGCUAGGUUUUAAAAAUACAUCAUGAUUGGCUUAAAUUACAUCACAAAUGGCUUAAAAUAACUAUUAGAUUUAACCAAAAUGCAUUCAAGCAAACGUAAUCCGCCAACCAAAAAAAUCUGCUUCCGUGGAAGCAGAUUUCACGACGCUGUUUGGUUGUGGGUGGGCGUAGGUUUUAGGAGACGGGGCUGUCAUAUCUUGUGCCAACCGAGUGUUUGUGAAUAUGUGUGCUGCACAUAUAAAAUAUGGUAGUAUGUAGUUCAGCUCGACUCCGUGCUUGUAACGAAACAGUUUUUUGGUUGCUGUUAAACCGAGCUCCAGAAACUUGAUCUUGUCCAAAGUGAGCUCGGCUCUUUGACCCCGGGUUCAAACUGAUCUCAGAACUGUCACCUUUUUUUCCGUCCUGCAGUCCUCGGUUUCAUACACACAAUCAGCAGGACCGUUGGUGUGGAAACAGCCUUUGUGCCCCGCAGCUCUUCGUUUGCCUCCAUCCCCAUUUUACCAGACUGUGAACUCAACCCCUUUGGGCCGUACGGUCAUCAUUAUAUUCAAUAUUCAAGAAGUGGACUUCAGUCCGAUUGUAGCCAAAUGAUCCCGUCUGUUCACAUCUGUACUGCUGUUAGAUAGAAUAAAGCCAUCUUUUUGAGGGUGA